Molecule: messenger RNA, 1896 nt
Organism: Dracunculus medinensis (Guinea worm)
Lineage: Eukaryota; Metazoa; Nematoda; Chromadorea; Rhabditida; Dracunculidae
Source: the annotation of a GenBank genome assembly
AUGAAAAUAAAAAAAUUUCAGGAGGAUUCAUGUUUCUCAGUGAUUUUUAUUAAUCGGCAAUUUCUUAACAAAUCCAUCGAUUUUUUAGCUGAAAAUCGCGAGUCAAAAACGAUAUUUGUUACGGCCUUAAGGCAUUUAAUUAAUAAACAUAUUAUUGAGCGCCUUAAUUUUGAUGAAAAACGAUGGGUUACCGAUAAAUUUGAUGAAGCCGAUCGUAAUAAAAAUGGUAAACUUACUUUUGACGAAAUUUGGUCGAUACUUAAAGCUAUGAAUCUGCAGUUAAGUAAAGCAUAUGCAAAAAAGAUGUUUAUGGUUCGAGAAAUUAAAGGAAGUGAUCGUGUUCUUGAUCGUGAAGAGUUUUUCGAUUUUUUCUCAAGGUUAACUGACAGUUCAAAGCAUCGAGAAAUUUUGACAUUGUUUAGCUGCUCGGGUGAACCAGUUUUCAAUAUAUCCGAUCUUCAAAAAUUUUUAAUCGAUGAACAACAAUUCUCCAACAUAGAUGAGAAAAAAUGUGAAUCUAUUAUUGAAGAAUUCGAACAACGUCAACCUGAUGAAUUGGAAGAAAAUAGUAAAGUUCUUGGACCACUCGGUUUAUAUCGUCUUUUACAAUCAUCUUGGGGAAGCAUUAUAAAACAAGAGCAUGCCAUUAUUUUCCAGAAUAUGAACUUGCCCCUAAAUCAUUAUUAUAUCAAUUCAAGUCAUAACACAUAUCUGACGGGUUUACAAAUGAAGGGUGAAGCAUCCGUUGAGGGUUAUAUUAGUGCCUUGCAAAAGGGAGCUCGUCUAUUGGAACUCGAUGUAUUUAAUGGCGAAAAUGGUGAACCAUGCAUAACUCAUAAGCGAACUCUUAUUGCUUCUAUAACACUUCGUCAUGCAUUACAAGUUAUCAAUAAAUAUGCAUUCAAAAACAAUCCUUAUCCUAUCAUUCUUACUAUUGAAAAUCAUGUUGGAUUACCACAGCAAAAAGCAAUGGCUCGAAUAUUUCAUGAAGUUCUUGGUGAUAAAAUUUAUUUUCGACCAGAAAAUGGUGCAAAUAUUCCUCUUCCAUCUCCAAAUGCAUUAAAAAAUAAAUAUUUAUUAAGAGGAAAAAAAUUGCCUGGUGAUGCUGAACCUGACAAAGAAUUCGACCAAGAUGCAGAUGAAUUACCUGAUGAUGAAAACCUUAGAAAAUCUAUCACUUUACAUCCUGAAUUUUCUCGGCUAAUUUCGCUUCCAUCCGUUAAAUUAUCUGAUAAUCUUUAUCAAGAUAUCGAAAAGCAUCCAUUGGAUGGUUCACCAUCGUUAUCGGAAUCUAAAGUUGCUAGUUUUAUGGAGGGAGGCACUUUACUAGCUAAUUAUACUGCCUCUAGGCUAGUCAAAUCAUACCCGAUGGGUUUACGUCUUGAUUCGAGUAAUAUGAACCCACUUCCAUCCUGGAUUUGCGGUGUUCAGUGUGUUGCAAUGAAUAUGCAAACUUGUUGCGAAAAUUUGGAUCUUGUUAAUGGUCUGUUUCGUAUUAAUGGCAACUGUGGUUAUGUCCUUAAGCCAGAUAUUGUUUCUGGUCAUUAUUUACCUAAGACACAACCAGGAAACGAUGUAAUAGACCCCUACGUGACUGUUGAAUUCUAUGGCAUUCCACCGGAUUGUAAGAAAUUUAAAACAAAGUCUAUUCGAAAUAACGGGUUCAAUCCCACGUGGAAUGAGACCUUCAUUACUGUCGUGCAUUAUCCUGAAUUUGCAUUUAUGCGUCUGUGCGUAAAAGAUUUUGAUUCGACAUCUGCAAACGAUUUUGUCGGGGAAUAUACAGUACCUAUCGACAGUAUUCGACCCGGCUAUUCUCAUGUUCGCCUCAACACUGGUUUUGACCACAGUAUUGACGAAAGUGCAUCACUUUUAGUACGAAUCGCUUUUGAAUAA